Sphaerodactylus townsendi is the source of this 764-nucleotide messenger RNA. Its product is annotated as C-type natriuretic peptide-like. NCBI's taxonomy places the organism in Eukaryota, Metazoa, Chordata, Lepidosauria, Squamata, Sphaerodactylidae. The record is from RefSeq and is a predicted model, not a curated record. The transcript has 3 exons. Gene Ontology annotation, cellular component: extracellular region. The coding region runs from base 145 to 501 and encodes 118 amino acids. Gene Ontology annotation, biological process: receptor guanylyl cyclase signaling pathway; cGMP biosynthetic process. Gene Ontology annotation, molecular function: hormone receptor binding; hormone activity.
UUGCCUGGGGAGAUGGUGGGGGGGGGGUGCCAAGCACCCUUAUAAAGGUCCCGGCUGGGGCUCAGGGACGGCCAGUCGCAACCCCCCCACCCCCCUGGCACCCACCCCUGUCUGGAUCCCCCAAAGAAACUUCCUUGGACGAACAUGAAAGCCUUCCUUUGCCUCCUCUUCUUGACCGUCCUGCCUCUGAUCUCCCCGAGCCCGGUUCACUCGCCCCAGGCCUUGCUGGAUCUCUUGGGGGAGGACCUGGCUGCUCUCCUGUCCAACAAUGAGCGGGGCCCCCCCUCGGUCCCCCACGGUUCCUUUGACCAGCUCUUGAGCAGGCGGCACCCCCUCCAGGACCCCCCUGGCGCCUCGCCGGAGCAGGCCUGGCUUCGCCUCUUCAGAGACUUUGUGAACACCCAAAAGAACUUUCGGGGGCGCACCAAGAAAAUGGCCCAGCAAGGGUGCUUUGGGAUCAAGCUCGACCGGAUCGGGACCCUCAGCGGCCUCGGGUGCUAAUGGUUUCAUGCCCGUGACGAAGCCCGGACAGGGCGGAACAGCCCCCCAGCCCGACAAAAGCACCGCUGUGCUCGCGACCCCCUGCUCUGCCUGCCACUCUGCAUAACCCGAUGCCGUUCCCUGGCAUGGCCCGACCUGGCCCACCUCUCUCCAGGCAAAGCCCAGGGUCAGCUACACUGCACGCGGCCAUUCGGUUCCGUUGCGGCUGCCCCUUGUAACCAAUUGGAAAAGAUUUUAAUUUGUAAAGAAAUAAAGAUUUCUCU